AUCCAAAAUGGAGGAUCAAGACAGAGGAUUUCGUCGAGGACGAGGCGGUCGUAGAAGAGAGAGAGGCUUUAGAGAACGGCCUUCAAGGGGUAAAGGAGAUGGUCCCAUGGGAGCACAUGCUGCAUCCCCCACAGUACCACCCAUGAAGACACCCAUCAUACUCACCAAACCUUCUGCAGACAGGGGACAAGAAACGCCAGUGAAGCAAAUUUUGAUAAAACCAAGGGAACAGUUACCAGAGGCUUCAGUAAGUUCCAGUGCCCCUCAGCCAGCCACAUCACGUGGAAAGACUAUUUUGUCUGAUCAUCCAGCUGGCCAAGGAACUGAGAGAUCUACAAGCACUGCAACAGCACUCAGUAUGGGUGGUGCAACAGGAGGGCCAGUAUCAGGAACAAGUGCAAGUGUUGAUGCACUUGCAACCAACAUGGCCUCUCUCAAACUUGGUCUACACAGUCAUGAUGGAGCACCACAAGUAUUGAAACUGCUGGAUGAGAAUCUUCAGUGGAAUGAUGCUGCUUUAGAGAUGCUUCUUGAUCAAACAGAUUUCUUGGUUGUGGGGGUCAUUGGUCCACAAGGUGUUGGCAAAUCAACUCUUCUCUCUGUUCUGGGAGGAGCUGGGCCUUUUACUGACUCCAGGUCUUGCUUAUUUCCUGUGCAGUCAAGACAGGUUCAGUCACUGCAAAUCGUCACUUUCCUCUUAACAGUAUGUCAUGUGAUUUUAGUUGUACAAGAUUGGUUCACUGAUCUCACCAUAUUAAGGCUUUUAAAAACAGCUGAGAUGUUGAAGCCUUCAUCAACCAGCCACACCUCACACGAAUCCUCUGGCUUAGGGUCUUCAGACGAGUCAGAUGAGAAUUAUCCAAACAUAGUUUUUGUGUAUAACAAAGCCACAAGGGAGGAUUUUCACCAUGAAAACCUGAGCUCUAUGCAUUACGCGACCAGCACUCUGUUUCAGCACUCAAGAUUGAAGUUGCAAACUUGUAUUUCUCUGUUGAGCUCAAGCUUGAUGCCUUACAGAACACUUCUAACAUCUUGUGAUGAUAUGAACAUAUUCGUGGUACCAGUCUUUCAACCACAUGGAGGGAAUGGAAUGUGCACCAAGUCACCCACAUAUCAGGGACAUCCAAGCUUUGAUGUGGUCUUACACAGUCUCCGGAAUCAGGUAUUUUCUGUUCACAGACACCUCCUUACUCAUCAUUCCCUGACAGAGAGAAAUUGGUUUCACUUUGCUGCUCGUUCCUGGGAAACUGUCAGAAAAUCAAGUUUGAUCUCCGAGUACAACAGACUCCUUUGUUCUCAGUAACAAGAGACACUUCUGAAGUGUUAAUAGGAGACAGGGCUCUGUAGCAAUUCGGUUCAGCUUUUAGGGUACUGGACGAAGGUUGUGGAGAAUUAGUUCCUCCCAAGGAAGUGACUUUGAAUUCUCUAUAAGAAGGUGUUACUCAGUUGUGUAAAUAACUCUUAUCUUACUGAUCCAAAUAUUGAAAUAAAUGUAUUUAUUGUCAAGCAA
Pocillopora damicornis (cauliflower coral) is the source of this 1510-nucleotide messenger RNA. RefSeq names its product nonsense-mediated mRNA decay factor SMG9. Gene Ontology annotation, biological process: nuclear-transcribed mRNA catabolic process, nonsense-mediated decay. Lineage: Eukaryota; Metazoa; Cnidaria; Anthozoa; Scleractinia; Pocilloporidae. The record is from RefSeq and is a predicted model, not a curated record.